Paramuricea clavata is the source of this 6592-nucleotide messenger RNA. Lineage: Eukaryota; Metazoa; Cnidaria; Anthozoa; Malacalcyonacea; Plexauridae. The record is from the annotation of a GenBank genome assembly.
UGACCCUCUUCCCCAGGACAACAUUUAAAAUUCCCGCCAAGGCGCCAAAAGGCGCAAAACAGCAUAACGUUGUGACAAAAUGGAGGGAAAGUCUGUAGGAGAGCGCUGUUCGAAGGCUAAUACUCCUGGCAUUUUUGUAAGUAGUUUGAGUCAAGCUAAUGCAUUUCAAGCGGAGUGCUCAUUAGCAGAUCGUGCGAGCGGUUUACCGCUUGCUGACGUUCGGCUCAUACAAAAGCAAGAAUCCAUGCGUGUAGUUGACGAACAUAUUCGUAAUAAUGAGAUGUAUGGUAAACACAAGCAAAGUAUCAAAGCUAUACGAAGGAAAAGGUUAAGGAGGAACAAGAAAAAAAAGGAAUCUCUAAAGUUUACUAAACAAGCAAGAAAGGAAAAGCGGUCUCGAGUUAACCAGACAAUUGAAGAGCUCCAAAUUAAACUGCAGAGGCUGACUGAUGAGAGAAUCCAGGGCCAAGUCAGCCAUGAACAACCCGACCACUGGCGUAAUAAGUUAUACGACCAAGAAAAGGCGAAAAAGUCAACCAUAUACAGGUAAUUAAUAUGAGAAAUCUUGUUCUUAUAUAACGUUUUAAUUGUUGAGAAAAUUGAAAAUACCGCUUUAAUAUAAAUCGCUAUAUACAAUAGUUCCAAGUUAUGCAUCGAUGUUCGAAUGCAGCUCAUUAAAUUUGUCAAAAAAAACCAGCCAAUAAUUAAUCAAACGUACAACGUUUGACUACAAAGUUCGAACAGAAUUAUUUGUAAUUAAGUCACUGAUUGUGCUUUAGGCUUUUUAGAAGUUUUCUCAAAACAUUAAUGUAGUAUGUUUGUGAUGUUACUCUGAGUGUACUGUAUAUCCACACCGGGCAGGCUUGAAAAAUAUGUCUGGUUACGGUGGGAAUCGAACCUACGACCUUUGGAAUACUAGCCGUCUAGCCCAAUGGUCUGCCAACUGAGCUACGCAAUCACGGCCGGUUUGGGUAACCGAACACAGACAAAAACAUAUUACUAGAUUACAUCUGGUAUCGCAGGAACUAGAUUCUGUUCCAAAAUAUCACUUACUCAAACCAACCUGACCGUGUAGCUCGGUUGGCAGAGCAUUGGGCUAGACAGCUAGUAUUCCAAAGUUCGUAGGUUUGAUUCCCACCGUGACCGGGCAUAUUUUUCAAGCUCGCCCGGAUAUACUGUACACUCAGAGUAACAUCACAAACAUAUUCACUAGUUGAGUACCCGACAUCAACACAGAAAAAAAUUAAUGUAGUAUGCAAAAAGAUUGCAUCAUUAAAUAUUACAAUGCAUGACGACCACAACAGUACAGGUACAACAGAAACUGUUCUGUUUGAAUACACACGUUUUAAGACAGAGAAUCUAAAAACAUAUAUUUGGCGCGAACGCAUUGUAUGACGUAAUUACAAGACUUAAAUAACAUACGUCAGAAUAACAAAACAAAUAUGUAACAGAAACAACUUUAAUAAUACUCUACAGUAUGUAGGCAAUUCAGUGGUUGUUUACUGUAAACCUCCGACAAUACAGCUGGGCUUACAGUAUAUACUUUUGUAAGUGAUUUUUGAUGGGCUUAUACAAGGGGUGGGGGGCUUAUAUUUGGGGGGGGGGCUAAUACAUGGACGAUCUUUUGUAUUAGUAAUAAACAAGUCAGACAUAAACAAGUCAGUCAUAAACAGGAAAAUAAACAUGUAUUAAUAACACGCUUUGAUUCACAUAGUCGACUGUAAAGACAAUGUCAAUAUAUUAUAUUAAUGUUUUUAAAUAUCAUUCUCUGCUGUAUUAAAAGAUAAUGUCAAUGUUGAAUAACAUAGUGGGUACUGGGCUUAUAUUCAGGGGACUUAUAUUUGGAGGGGCUUAUAUUUGGGGGGGGGGGCUUAUAUUUGGAAUGAGGUGAGCGUUAGUGUAUGUGAUGGGCUUAUAUUCGGAAGGGGGCUUAUAUAGUUGGAGGUUUACCGUAUCUGGUACCAGGGACAUCUUCCGUAUCUGGUACCAGGGGUAUCUUCGAGACAACUUUGCUGCAGUGUCGGGUGGAAAAGUUGUCCCUAGACUAGAGGCUGAACUGCUGAGGCAAACUUUAAUUUACAUGUAGAAAAGUUAAUGUUGUCUCGCCCAGCGUUACCAACUGUAAUUUUGUAAAUAUACCAAGUAAGCUCCCAAAAUAUCCCGAGAUUCCCUAAAAAAUUCGCACUUUUUUCAGUGAACUGCCUUUUUUACGUCAUUAUCAGGUCAUUAUAAUUUAGCUGGUUUUCGUGCCAAUAUCGGGUAGGAUAGCCCUGUACGUCAUGCUGUAAAACAAAAUUUUUCAUCAGAUAUGCAGCUCAAUUGGGUUUUAAAUACAGCGGACGAACCCUGUAUUUUUAGCAAAAUUGCAAAAUUAGUCAAUUUUACCAAAAAAUCAAUUUCUAAAUUUAGAACUUCUCUUUCUCAAAAAUAAAAUAAAAUCCCGAGAUCGUCUUUUUGAAAUAAAAAUAAAAAAACAAUCCCAACUGCUUCAAAAAAUCCCGAGAUCUUGGGAUAAAAUCCCGGACUUGGCAACGCUGGUCUCACCCCCUAGGGUUAUCUCUUUCGUAAACAUAGUGUUGCUACCCCCAGGGCAGUCGCUACAAUAUGAAUUUUACUUUGCCUCUGCCAAGGAUUUGUCGAGGGUGUCUCUGGUACCGGAGACCAUAUAAACAGCCCCUCAAAAUAUGAAGUUGCAUUUGGAUUGUACAGCUAAGUUUGUAAUGAGACAACCUUAAUUGAACCAGCUGCAUAUGUUUAUGUAUAACGAGUUUACAGUGAUCUAAGUCUUGUACUGUAUCGGUAUAAAUAUCUGUAAUAAAGAAAUGUUGGCCAUCCCAUGUUCAUGUACAGUGGCUUUAUAUGUAGAAUACAACAUCAAUAUUGACAACCUGUCCAGUUCGACAAUGUCAUAUUCUGAUUCCCAUCAAAACAGACUUUUACAGUUUUGUGGCUAAACUUUUUCUUGUUCCUCAACAUGCAAGUCUUUCACUCUCUUGAUGAGGAGUAAAAUUGUCUAGCAAAAAAGUGUACAGUACUCAGGAAUGGAAAAUUUAGGGUCAUGAACCAGGUAAACUUACUUAACUUUGAUGCGCCAAACUGGUCAUGGAUAUGUCAGAGAUCUGACAUGUGCUGUAUUUAUACAUACUAAAUUGUUAUAUACAGUAACUAGGGUACCUGCAAGGUCUGUAGGGAUUGCUGCGGGCAUUAAAAUCUUAUUAAUCAUAUCAAGCACAGUGAUUACUCGCAGCAACUAGUCACUAGUGAGCUGUGAAUGGAACUGAGAAGAAGCAAUAUUGAAGUAGCAAAGACCAGGGGUUUAAGGGCAAUCAGAGCUGACAGAUAUUAAACAUGUGCGUCUCUCAUGUUGCUGCUACGCUCGCUCGUUUCAGGCUCACUCGCUCCGCAGCAAUUAUGGCCCUAGUGUACCGGUACACUACUGUAGGGGUUAAUGGCUUAUUGUGGCAAUCUAUUUUGUACACUCAUUUCAGUACCCCUGAAAGAUCAUGUUUGUUUGGUACUGCAUAUAAUAUUUUCAUUAGGAUCUGUUAAAUGCACCAAUGUCUCUUAACUAUUAGGCGGAAUGCAAUAUACAGUACUGUACUUUAAUAGGUUAAUAACUAAUUAUAUAACAUUUUUGAGGGGUCUUUCCUAGCUUAAUCUGUUGACAAAUGAGACGUAGAAAUUGUUAAGGUUAACCUGUUAGUAUGCAAGCAUGUGGUCCUUGUUGUAGGAUAAAAUAAGUUGUCUUUGUCUGCAAUGAUAUUCAGUGGGUUUACCACUUUGGUCAAUAAUAUAGUCAACUGUCAACAUUUUCCUGAAAUUCUCCCUUAUUAAUCUAAAGUAAAAAACCUAUCUUGAGAAAAUAUGAUGGUAUACUGUAAUAUAUAUUGUAAGUAAAACUGUUGUUGGUGUUUCUUACUUGAAAUUCAAAGUAGAAUUAUUAAUUUAUUAAAAUAAAAAUAAUCUUUUAGAGCACCGAAGAAUCUCAACAGAAAUAACCUAAAGAGCUUGAAUUGCACUGCUGCUGAUGCUUUUCUUGGGAAAGGAACUUUUGGCACAUGUACAAAAAUGUUGUACCGGGACUUGGAGGUGGCAGUUAAGUCCUACCAAGAAAAUGUUACUAGAAACUGUGUGCAGUGGGAAGCAAGUAUAAUCAAUCUAUUUGAUCAUCCAGGUAAACAUGUGUAAUUUCCUUCAAUAUAUCAUAUUCUACAAAACCAUAUGUUGUACCGGUAGUACAGGGACAUACCUGUACAUAAUAUAUGGUAUAAUGUGUUGAUCAGUAUAUUUUAAAUUUAGAUUUCCAUAUACUGUAGGGUCUAAUUUUACCACACAAAGAACAAUAUGCAUGCCACUUAUUUCUUCUCCAACCUUUGGAGAGUGAAUUCAAUAAUUGAGCAUUUUCAUGGACAAGUGUGGACUAUAUACAACCGGUGUCCCAGGAAUUUUGCCUCCUCCCAGCUGGGGGCAAUAUUCUUAGUAAUAUUGCCCUCCCAGAGGGUGAAGUUCCUAGGAAAUUUAUCCCUUUUUAGAAACUUCACCUUUCCUUUAGGACUUUUGCCCUGCUAACAGUUGCAUGGGAUAAUUAUUACAUGGCUUUACAUAGUCAUUUGAAAUCAUGAUAAAUUCAAAAUUGUUAAUUACAGUUACAUUUAACGUUUUCAGUGUUAUUGUUACAACCUGGUCAGUGGCGUAGCCAGACCUUCAUUUUUGAGGGGGCGAAGCGAAUGCCGAAGGCGCGAGACCAUCUAGGGGGGGUCCGGGGGCAUGCCCCCCCCCCCGUGAAAAUUUUGAAAUCUAGAGUCCCUGAAAUGGGGGUGAAAUCUUGCAGAAUUCCGAAGAUUAUAAAGUACAUUAAAGACAUAAAUUUUCCCAGACAUUUCUAAUUUUCUACUCGGAAUUAAAUAAAUUGGAAAAGUCACCUUGAAAAACAGGAAGAGCCGGUCAGCGUCAUCUUAUUUCCCCUCUGUGAUGCUGGGGGAAGAAAGUCCCAAUGUGAUUUUGAUCAGAAAUGUUGCAUUUAAAUCAUUCUAGGUUCUAUGAGACAGCAUUUCCGCAUUCUCAAAAUUGCGUUGCUUUUUUUAUACGAUACAGAACAAGUCUGAGAAGAAUAUUCAUGCUAUGAUAAUGCAUACAUGUAAAUCUAAACUAAAUCUAUUCUUCUUGGAACCAUAUCUACAACUGCUUUAACGAGAUUUUACAAAGUUCUGAUCAAGUUCCUCGUCGAUUUCCUUAGUCGAGACGUACUUAAUCAGUUUCAGCUUCGAGGAUGUAACGCGUACAAUUUCUCUGCGGAUUUAGCCUUUUUCAGAGAAUGGUGUUUUGCCACUGAACCUGAACCUGGUAUUUGUUCACGGAUGAAACUAACUGUAUAUAGUGGCUUUUCGAUUAGAUAAAUUUAACUUAAAUUUGUUGUUGACAUUGACAGGCGGUUAAGUGUGUGAUAGCGUCUCUGUGGGCAAUGGUUUCACUUUAGAUGUGUGGAAUAUGAGGCAUAUGACACUAGUCUAAGUAUAAAUGUCUGGAGUGGUUAUGCCGACUGUGCACUCCACCAGCUGCUAAGAAGCCUAAAAUGUCAAUGUAAUUUUGUCUCCUUGAUAAAUAAAUAAAUCAUAUUUUUCAAUGCUCUUUUCAACUUGCAAUUUUUUUUAGAUCAAAAAUUCAAAUUCAAAGAAUUUUUUUGGGGGAGGCAAAUUUUUAAGGGGGGACGAAAUUAAUAGGGUAUUUGCCCCCUGGAGCGAUAUCCCUAGGAUUAUGUCCUUCCCUUUAUGAGAGGGUUGCGAAUCUCCUAGGGGAGACCGAGGGGCAAAAUUCCUGUGACACUGGUACCAGCAAAACAUUAAAGUUAAUUCAAAUUAUGCUUUUUAUGUUAAUUUGAAUGUUUUUUUAUUUAUUUAUUUAAAAUAUUUGCAAAACAAUAUUUUUUAUUAUUUUAUUAUACUGUAAAUGCCUAAAGCCAUUCAUUGUAAAAAUAAAGAAAGGGAAAGUUAUAUAAGUGACAAAAAUCUAAACAUGUUUUUGUUCCUUGUUAGGAUUACCAUUGUUGUUUGGCUACUGUUUAGAAGUAAAACCUUUCCUAAUGGUCAUGCAAUUUCAUGGAAUUGAUGGAAACUCUACCACCUUGCAGCAAGUAUCCAAGUCAGGUAUGUUGCUUGACAUCGUGGAGUGGCAUAGAAUUUUCUAUGAGGUUGCAGAUAUACUUCUUUGCGUUCACAAAAAGUCAUUUCUGCACAACGAUAUCAAGGCAGAUAACAUUUUGAUCACGAAGAGAAAUAAAUGCAUCCAUCCCAUCUUGAUUGACUUCGGAAAGUGCAGAAGGGUAUCACAAGCCAAGUGGUACAAAUUAGACAAAAAACAACAAGAAAAAUAUUUUAAAAAUCACUGGCACCUUGCUCCAGAGCUAAUUCUUGGUACCCAUUGUCAGUCCUUUGCCUCUGAUGUUUUUUCGCUUGGGAUUAUGCUUUCGACAAUUUACAAAGCCUUACAACUAAAAUGUAAAGUUUUAAAAACAAUUUAUAGGAACUCUGUAUCUCCGAACCCAGCUAGUAGAAUAUUAGUCAAGGAUAUUUUGCGGCAAUUAAAGCAUGAUUAA